UUUUCAUUCUUUGAUAUCGCGUCAAGGCAAGAAGCAGAAAAUGUCAGUGCUGCUCUCCGUCAUACACAUUUGUCAGGAAGGCAAUUACUUCCCGAGUAGGUGGAGGAGGCAGAGUAGAAUUUGGAGAUGCUUCGGAAAAAGGCUGGCGUUGUCUUUGAUGCUGGUAAGGAGAUGCCUGGUAAGAAGAGAAAGGUAGAUAUGAGCAUUGUUGGUGAGAACAAGGAGGAGGAGGAGGAGGAGGAGGAGGAGGAGGAGGAGGAGGAGGAGGAGGAGGAGGAGGAGGAG
This is a messenger RNA of Lentinula edodes (shiitake mushroom), 285 nucleotides long. RefSeq lists its product as uncharacterized. The transcript has a single exon. The annotation marks the transcript as partial. The record is from RefSeq and is a predicted model, not a curated record. Lineage: Eukaryota; Fungi; Basidiomycota; Agaricomycetes; Agaricales; Omphalotaceae.